UUGUAGACCUUGUUAUUCUAGAGGUAUAUAAGGAAAUUUCUGAAAGCGCUUCCUCCAUUUUCAUCGUUGCGAGAAUAAUGUCGCACAGGAAAUUCAGUGCACCCCGGCACGGGUCUAUGGGAUUCUAUCCCAAGAAAAGAUCCCAGCGUCAUCGCGGAAAAGUUAAAGCCUUUCCUAAGGAUGAUCCGAGUAAACCUGUUCACUUAACAGCUUUUGUUGGUUAUAAAGCGGGUAUGACCCACGUGGUCAGGGAAGCGGAUCGACCAGGCUCGAAGGUGAAUAAAAAGGAAAUUGUGGAAGCAGUUACCAUUCUUGAAACACCACCUAUGAUUGUGGUUGGUGUAGUUGGAUACAUAGAAACUCCUCAUGGGCUACGUGCUCUCACCACAGUUUGGGCAGAACAUCUUUCGGAAGACUGUCGCAGGAGAUUCUAUAAAAACUGGUACAAGAGCAAGAAGAAGGCAUUUACGAAGGCGUCCAAAAAAUGGCAAGACGAUCUUGGCCGUCAAUCUAUUGAAAGUGAUUUGAAAAAGAUUAUCAAAUACUGCAAAGUUGUACGAAUUAUUGCUCAUACACAGAUGAAACUUUUGAAACAACGUCAGAAGAAAGCUCACAUCAUGGAGAUCCAACUAAAUGGUGGAACUAUUGACCAGAAGGUUCAAUGGGCACGUGAACACUUAGAGAAACCUGUACCUGUUAAUAAUGUUUUUGCUUCUGACGAAAUGAUUGACGUGAUUGGUGUCACAAAAGGAAAGGGGUAUAAAGGUGUUACAUCGCGUUGGCAUACAAAGAAACUGCCACGUAAAACACACAAAGGUUUAAGAAAAGUGGCUUGUAUUGGAGCUUGGCAUCCGAGCCGUGUGUCGUUCACUGUUGCGCGUGCUGGUCAAAAAGGAUAUCAUCAUCGUACAGAGAUGAACAAGAAAAUCUACAGAAUUGGGCAAGGCAUUCAUACAAAGGAGGGCAAGAUCGUAAAAAACAACGCUUCAACGGAGUACGAUCGCACUGAGAAGACCAUCACUCCCAUGGGUGGUUUUCCUCAUUAUGGUGAAGUGAACAAUGACUUCAUUAUGAUCAAGGGUUGCUGUAUGGGACCAAAGAAACGUGUAAUCACAUUACGUAAGUCAUUGUUGGUACAUACCAAACGAUCUGCAUUGGAGAAGAUUAACCUCAAAUUCAUAGACACCAGCUCCAAAUUUGGACAUGGUCGCUUCCAGACCGCAGCUGACAAAGUUUCGUUCAUGGGACAACUUAAGAAAGAUCGUAUUCGCGAGGAACAAGUCAAAGCUACAACCUCUGCACCUCCAACAGCAGCAGCUCAGUAACAUUGUUUCUCUGCAUUGUAUACGAUUGAUAAUACAAAAUUCACACAAAUAAGAAUUGUUUCAUCUUUUUUUUCUAUAAAGGGUUUGCCGCAGUAAACAAUUAACUUCAUUCAUCACAUUAUAUACACUACAAGUUUGAAUAAC
This is a messenger RNA of Colletes gigas, 1469 nucleotides long. RefSeq names its product 60S ribosomal protein L3 (gene RpL3). Gene Ontology annotation, cellular component: cytosolic large ribosomal subunit; ribosome. Lineage: Eukaryota; Metazoa; Arthropoda; Insecta; Hymenoptera; Colletidae. The record is from RefSeq and is a predicted model, not a curated record. The transcript has 8 exons. Gene Ontology annotation, biological process: ribosomal large subunit assembly; translation. Gene Ontology annotation, molecular function: structural constituent of ribosome; RNA binding. Bases 78 to 1325 code for a protein of 415 amino acids.